AUGGUGUCAAUAGCUACGUACGUUUUCUUGGAUCUUGAAACCACCGGUUUGCCAGUUGAAGAGACAAAUCGCACAAAAAUUACAGAAUUAAGUAUGGUGGCGGUAAAACGACAGCAUUUAUUAUUGACCCGUGCCGGUGCGGCCCCUAGGGUACAGAACAAGCUUACUAUUUGUUUUAAUCCUGGUAGAAUGGUGCAGCCGGGAUGCACAACUACUACUGGCCUUUGCAAUGACCUCCUCGAGCAUGAAACAAAAUUUAAUGAAGAUGCUUUCAAUGCAAUAAAUUCAUUCCUAAACAUUCUUACCAAACCGGUGUGCCUAAUCGCUCAAAACGGUCACAAUUUCGAUUUUCCCAUUCUUAAAAAUCAUUUAGUUAAAUUAUCUGUGAAAUUUUCCGAUGAUCUUUUAUGUGCUGACUGUUACCAUGCCUUUUACGAUAUAUUGGAAAAAGUGAAGAUACCUCAGUCAUGGAAAUCUGUGAAGCAAGAAAAUCAAGAUAAAAGUAGUGAAGAGAGUUUAACAAAGAUGGAUCCAAAGCAAAAAGUUGGUACAGAUGAGGAACUUGAUAAUAAAGACCACAAAAAGUCAAUGCAAGAAAUAAAUGAGACUACUCCGAAGCACCAAAAAAUAAAAAUCACUGGAGUACCACGAAUAGGUGAACUACAGAGACUGUCCAAAGUACGCAGAAGAUUUCCUUGGAGUGAUGGAACAAAACCGAGAGAUAGUUACAAACUAAAGGACAUCUAUGAAAGAGUGCUGAAUCUUCCAGGUAUAGAAGCUCAUCGUGCUGAAAAUGACUGCAUAAUGGCUUUACAAGUGUCUGUAGCCUUGGCUAAAGAUUUUGUGGAAUGGGUUGAUGCUAAUCACUGCCCGUUCGCCGAGGUAAAACCAAUGACUGUUGGAGUUAGACUUGGCGAAUAA
This is a messenger RNA of Parnassius apollo (apollo), 921 nucleotides long. Lineage: Eukaryota; Metazoa; Arthropoda; Insecta; Lepidoptera; Papilionidae. The record is from the annotation of a GenBank genome assembly.